Heterocephalus glaber (naked mole-rat) is the source of this 5179-nucleotide messenger RNA. It is a transcript of the gene Rasef, whose product is annotated as RAS and EF-hand domain containing. Gene Ontology annotation, molecular function: calcium ion binding; GTPase activity; GTP binding. The record is from RefSeq and is a predicted model, not a curated record. Lineage: Eukaryota; Metazoa; Chordata; Mammalia; Rodentia; Bathyergidae.
CCCAGCUGGAGAAACCGGCCGGACGGGCCCUGCCGCUCCGCACUUGCUGCCCUCGCCGCCCCGGAUGGAGGCGGACGGAGACCCGGAGCAGCUGGCCCGGCUGCGCGCCGUCUUCGCUGCCUGCGACGCCAACCGCUCGGGGCGCCUGGAGCGCGAGGACUUCGCCGCGCUGUGUGCGGAGCUGCGCGUUCGGCCGGCGGAGGCUGAGGCCGUGUUCCGGCGCCUGGACGCCGACGGGGACGGGGCCGUCACCUUCCAGGAGUUCGCGCGCGGCUUCCGUGGGGCCCGCGGCGGGGCCUGGCGCCCGGACCGGGGCCCCGAGCCCGCGAAUGACGAGGAGAAACUGGACGACCCCGACGCCGCUUGGAGCCUGGACGCCAGCGGGCGUCCCGGGAGCCCGGGCCUGGCCUGGCGGGACUUCCAGGCGCGCCUGGGCGAGGAAGCCGGGCUCAUCCCCAGAAAAGAGCAAGUUAGUACCCUGUAUCAGAACAUCAACCUCGUGGAGCCAAGACUAAUCCAGCCCUAUGAACAUGUGAUAGAGAACUUUAUCUGGGAGAUCAAACUUCAGAGCACAGAGAUGGAACACCUGGCCAUUGCAGUGAAGAGAGCCCAGGACAAGGCAGCUAUACAGCUGAGCGAGUGGGAAGAGGAAAUGGAUCAGAGGAUUCAGGCUGCGGAACACAAGACCCGAAAAGAUGAAAAACGCAAAGCUGAAGAAGCUCUCAGUGACCUCAAACGUCAGUAUGAAACAGAAGUAGGAGACCUGCAGGUGACCAUUAAAAAACUAAGAAUGCUUGAAGAACAAUCAAAGCAUAUAAAUAAAAAAGAAGAUGUGGCAGCAUUAAAAAAACAAAUUUAUGAUUUGUCAAUGGAAAAUCAGAAAAUUAAGAAAGAGCUUUUAGAAGCACAGACAAACAUAGCCUUUCUUCAGAGUGAACUGGAUGCUCUAAAAAGUGAUUAUGCUGACCAGAGUCUGAAUUCUGAAAGGGAUCUGGAAAUAAUCCAAGAAUACACAGAAGAUCGAAAUAGUCUUGAGAGGCAAAUUGAAAUACUCCAAACAGCUAACCGGAAGCUCCACGACAGUAAUGAUGGCCUUAGGAGUGCCCUGGAAAACAGUUACAGCAAACUCAACAGAUCCUUGCGCAUAAAUAAUGUAUCACCAGGGAACACAAUUUCUAGAAGCAGUCCAAAAUUUAAUGGUCAUUCUCUUCAACCUCUGGGCUAUGACAGGUCGUCCCGCUCUUCCUAUGCGGAUGAGGACUGUGAAUCACUGGCCCUCUGUGAUCCCAUGCAGAGGAUGAAUUAUGAAGUCGACAGCCUGCCUGAGAGCUGCUUCGACAGUGGCUUGUCCACCCUAAGGGAUUCCAAUGAGUAUGACUCAGAAGUGGAAUUCAAGCACCAGAGGGUAUUUCAGAACUCACAUGGGGUGCAGGAGAGUUCUGGGGGCGACGCUUCAGACGCAGAUGUUCCUGAUAUAAGGGAUGAAGAAACAUAUGGUACCAAAAGUGAGGCUUCCGUUGUGGACUGGAAACCCCCUGGGUGUGUCAGUGAAGGCAGCACUGUCACCUCCUCCAGGAGGCCCAUCUCCGCUCUCUCAUCUCAGGCAGACAUGGAAGGGGACAGUUCCAAAGCUCCGAAAUCACAGAAGGCCUACAAGAUUGUGCUUGCUGGGGAUGCAGCUGUGGGGAAGUCCAGCUUCCUCAUGAGACUUUGCAAGAAUGAAUUUCGAGGAGAUACAAGUGCCACGCUGGGAGUUGAUUUCCAAGUGAAAACUCUCAUUGUGGAUGGAGAACAAAUAGUUCUUCAGCUCUGGGAUACAGCAGGGCAGGAGAGGUUCAGAAGUAUUGCCAAGUCUUAUUUCAGGAAAGCAGGUGGUGUUUUGCUGCUGUAUGAUGUUACAUGCGAGAAAAGCUUUCUUAACGUUCGAGAAUGGAUGGAUAUGAUUGAGGAUGCAUCUCAUGAGACUGUUCCUAUCAUGUUGGUUGGAAACAAGUCUGAUCUUCGUGACACUGCUGCUGCAGAGGGACAGAAAUGUGUGCCAGGAUAUUUUGGAGAAAAACUGGCCAUGACGUAUGGGGCAUUAUUCUGUGAAACCAGUGCCAAAGAUGGUUCCAAUAUCGUGGAAGCUGUCCUCCAUCUUGCUCGGGAAGUGAAGAAAAGAACUGAGGAGGCUGACAGCAAGUCCAUCACCAGUCUGGCUGGGACCACUUCCAAAAAGUCAGCACAGAUGAAGAGCUGUUGCAAUGCCUAAAUGCUAAACACCCUCAGCUGUGAAGUCUUUCAUUUCCAGAAUACUGAAUGUUGUGACUUGUCUUUGCUCAUCCUACUGACACUGUCGUAUGAAGAAUUUACAGAGUGGUCCCUCUGUAGUCUCAAGUCCCCUCAAUCCCCGGCUCUCUUAGAUCUUCUUUGCUGUGAUCUCUGUGAGUGCUUUGGGCCCUUGGUCCUCACAGACUCUUCGGAUAUACCAUGUAAAUGUUUUUAAUGGAGUGAAAAAAAAAAUCACAUGCUUAUUUCAAAACCGUAGCCAAGCCAGGGAUUUAGCUCAGUGGUUCUGCCUCUUGCCUCACAAGCGCAAGGACCCGACUUCAAUCCCCGGUACCAAAACAAAAACAAAAACAAAAACAAAAACAAAAAACUGUAGCCAAAUCCCAUCAACAUAGUUAGACCCAUGAGGUAGCUGUCUUUGUAGUUAACAGUGUUUCCCAAAAAUAGUUGAUACUAGUAAAAGAGAGUAGUCAUUCUGUUUCACUGUUAACUAACUUAGUGGUCCUGGGCCUGUCACCAGCCCAUGCAAGGCCUGUUUUCUCUCUGUAGAACAGGCAGCUUGGCCUCAAAGGCAUUGCAGGGCUCAGCACUGCUUAGAUUCUGCAGCACUUUAAUCAACAGUUAAGUGCAGCACAAUGACCUACUAUUAAGAAGGACUCUGCUUAGUCCUGCCUUUUUUUUUUAAUACCGCAGUAUUGAUUUUUCUCACUUUUUUUCUCACUUCUGAAAUGAGAACAGAAUUCAAUUGAAGAAAAAAAAUGGUACUUUUAGGCUCUAGUGGUAAAAGAAAAAUCUAUUUUUACGUGUGAAAAAACAAGUUUGAAAAAAGUUUUAUAUAGAAGGGGGUACUUCAUAAUCUCAGAAUACUUACAAAGUCCACAAUUUAGUGUGGGAAAUUCUAAUGAAAAUACGUAGUCUAUACUACUGAAUGCAAUAUCCAGAACAAAAUCCCUUUUCACCUACAAAUACACACCCUGCAGGGGCUGUCAGAGGCUAAAGAAAGAGGGGAACUGGGAAUGACUGUGGAAGGGUGUGUGGGCUUUGGAAGAUAACGAGAGCAUUCUGGAAUUACAAUAGUGUUGACUGUUGGGCUCUUCAAAUAUAUGAAGAACCACUGAAUUGCCAGUCUUCCCCAUCAGUCAAGAUGUGUGUAGGAGCCGGAGGAGCCAGUACAUGACCCAAAGAUUGCCAGCAGUGCCUAGCUUUCAGUGACCUGAAUGAGUUAAGUUGUUCCCAGCUAUAGAUUUUUAACUUAUUUCUGUUCGUCCAGCUCCAGGCUCCAAGUAGCUUGCUAGAAAAACUUAAUAGCCUAUUAUUGGGUUAUACUAGUUAAAAACAUUUGUUUUUGUUGAAAAUUAGAAGAAUUCUAUGUAGCAAUCAUUUCCUUUUUGUUAUUUUCAUGGUCAAACUUUAAAUUCCUCAAGCUUUAUUUUUUUAAAAUGGAGAAUGACAAGAUAAAAGAGCCACAGCAUCAUUUAGCUUUUCAAAGCAUGUUGUUUUCUUCCUAUCAAAGACAUUUAGUAUUUUAACUGGAAAAUUGAAUCCUCAGUAACUCUACCAUGAAUUCUAGUUUUGUAUUUUAUGGUUUUUGUUCCCUGAAAAGAAAAAAACAGUGACAUUUCAAGCCAAAAAGCAUGCUUGCUUGUGGAAAAUUGUCAAAAUAAAUGUGCAAUGGGAGUGGUUCUUUUUGUGACACGUGGUAUGUAGAAGCCAAACCUUUGCAUUUGUUAUUUGUCUCUGUGGUGUAUAUCGAGCCCCGGUGAUGUUGGACCUAAUAGUAUGUAUGUAGGUUGAUAAAUGGAACACACGUCUGGGUUCUGGUGCAGGAAACUGUGUUAGGAUACAUGUUAUUUUAUUACUUUUAUUUAUUUCUCCAAAGUGUCUCGUUACAUGUGUUUCACAACCUGUAAAUAAGAGAGUACCUUUAAUGCAGAAGUAUUAGCUCGCUCCUUGCCUUUGAAUCGUCAGCACACCAAAUUGACGCAGAGAUCACCUGUGUGCCUUUGAUAGACAGACUGAUCAUUUUUAACUAAGCGUGGAUACUUUGCCAAAUUAGAGAUUUAUAUCUCUGGAUAGCAAUAUUGUAUAAAGAAAAGCUACUUAAAACUCCUUGAGCUGUCAUGCUGCGAGAUCAUGAUUAUUUAUCCACAAUUUGAUUUUAUGAAGGUGUUAUCAAAUUUAGGAUGCAUUUUUAAUAAAGACAAAAUAAUGUUUUUAACUUAGACUUAAUUUGAUAUAUGUACUUCAUUUGAUAUAAUUAUAUAUAUAUAUUUACAUGUUCCUAUAGAAGUAACUUACUUUGUCCCUGUUUUUCUCUAAAAAUUUUCAAAAUCACAAUUAUGCUACACUCCUUUUUUAUGUAUCCUGAGACAUUGGACACUAUUUUAAUUUGAUUAUAGAACAUAAUGUCAAGUAAAGAGGCAUUUUUUCACUGUUAACUUUAAGCCCUGUGUGUUUUCAUAAUUUAUUUUUCCACUUGCUGCUUUAUACAAUGUAUGUGACAUUUGAUUAUUUAAUACUAGAUGUUGUUUGCAUAAAUCCAAGCCACAUAGCCCCCUGCUGAAUAUAAAAUUGAGGUUAAAGAUAAAGAUUUAUUUUCAUAUUUGUACACUGGUUGGCUUCAUAGUGAUGGUUUUUAUGAGAUUUUAUUGUGUAUGUGUAUAAGAAAUUUCAUAUGUAUAUAUUAAGUAAGCCUCUGAGAAUUGAGUAAUUGUUUUAUGAUUUUGAUUUAUAUGGUUUACAUUUUCAUAGUUUGGGCCUGGUUUUGUUUAACUGUUUAUUUCUCUUCAAGCCAUUAGUAAUUAUAUCACGCAAUGUAAUUUUUAUAGCAAUGUAAUUGUCUAAGGAACUACAACUAUUUUAUGCUUUGUCAAUUCAAUAAAACAUGUUUCUUUUGGCUUUUUGCUCUUUC